This is a messenger RNA of Plasmodium coatneyi, 1575 nucleotides long. RefSeq lists its product as hypothetical. The transcript has 3 exons. Bases 1 to 1575 code for a protein of 524 amino acids. The record is from RefSeq and is a predicted model, not a curated record. NCBI's taxonomy places the organism in Eukaryota, Apicomplexa, Aconoidasida, Haemosporida, Plasmodiidae.
AUGACAGAUAUAGUAGGAAGAUUAUUAAAUAAAUGGUUAGGGGAAAGGAGGAAGCAUAAAGGCAGGAACGAUAUGGUUGAUAAAAGGAUAUCGGAGAGUAUAGGAAGAAUAGUGGAUGAACUGAUGCAGAGACUUCGUAAUCAUGAGGACGCUGUGGCAAAGGAUUACUGUGCGCAGGACCUUAGCGGUGAGAUAAAAAUUGAACAGUAUCAUAAGCCACUAUGUAAGGCUCUAAUGAGAACAUUUAUGUAUAUGAACGGACUGAAAGUAAGGGAAGGGAGAAAGAUAGAAAUUGAGGAAGACACGGAAGAAGAAUCAUUCCUCAAGUGUAUAGUUGGAACAACAGUCAUGCUUAAAAUGCUGAAAAAGUAUUGCUGGUUCGAGGAUUACAUGCAGUAUGCAUUAAGAAUAACGGAAGCACGGAAGGAAGCUACAGGAAGUGAAAGUAAUUACAAUAAGUGCAGUGGGAUGAACUUUAAUCAAUUGAAAAUAGGAAAUAUAUUAGUUGGAAACACAGUGGCAAAGUUGGUUGAGGGUAAGGAAUCAGGAAUUGCGGAUUAUCAGAAUUUAGAAAGAUUCAGGGAUGGAUGGUGUAGGCAUGGACGCCAGAGUAAAGUAGAAAGAAAAGAUGGGAAGAAGCAGGAGGAUGAAGGAAAGAAAUGGCUGGACGAAGAGAAAAUGAAGGAACUGGAAAAAAUAGUAGAGGACAAAGGGCAGAAGGAAGAAGGAAAAUUAGGGAAAGUAUUGGAAGAAAUGGAAAAGAAGAGGAAAAUUAUGAGGGCCAGUGACCCAUGUUAUAAGGACCAAAGUGGAGGGUUCGAAGAAGGGGAAGAAGACAGCAUUAUGGAAUGGUUCACAAAUUUCUUUAACAACCCAUCGGAUGCUGAUAAUGACAAGUAUGAAUGGAGUAAGUAUGAUGCAUAUAAAUCUGUGUGUGAAGAUGAGGAUGAAUGGAACAAAAGAGGAAUAAACCCAAAGAAAUACGGAGAAUUCUGUAGAAUCAUGUUAAAGAAUUUAAUGAUGGUGGAAAACGGAGCGAACCAGUAUAAACCACCAGGAAUUAGUGAUCCUCAAUGUAAGAAGAAAUAUAUCCCAUUAUGUGACCUCCUAAAAAUAUGGAUGAUGGACAUGGGUGCAUUUUGCGUACCGAAGGAAGUUAUGCAUUAUGUGUUCGACGCCGUGAGUGCAUUUAGUGGACAGUGGGGAAAUCCGAAAGACUAUGUAAAGUGUGACUACGGUAAAGUUUCAAAUCUGUAUAGAGGAAAUGAAGAUAUGUUACCCAAAGUACAGGAGUUACUACGUAAUAGUAUGGUGGGUAGUAAAUUAGGUGAAUUGAAUAAAAAGAAGUGGUGUGAUGCAAGUAAAGUGCAACAUAGAACACCGAACGCGAAAGCAGGCAUGGAGACACGUGCUGAUAAGGCGGCACAGGGAGAAUCAGUCCCUGAUAAUGGGGCACUGCAGGAAUUAACACAACUUGUUCAGAAAGUCGAAGCAAAGGUAGAGGAGGAGGAAAAUGAACUAUCAGGAAUUGCGGGCGAAGCCAUUAAGGAAGUCCUAUCACCACAAGGCAAGUAG